CAGCAAAGAGCUGCUGUUGCAGCCGGUGAUCAUCAGCAGGAACGAGAAGGAGAAGGUCCUCAUCGAGGGCUCCAUCAACUCCGUGCGCGUCAGCAUCGCGGUGAAGCAGGCCGAUGAGAUCGAGAAGAUCUUGUGCCACAAAUUCAUGCGCUUCAUGAUGAUGAGGGCUGAGAACUUCUUCAUCCUGCGCAGGAAGCCCGUGGAGGGCUACGACAUCAGCUUCUUGAUCACAAACUUCCACACGGAGCAGAUGUACAAGCACAAGCUGGUGGACUUUGUCAUCCACUUCAUGGAGGAGAUUGACAAGGAGAUCAGCGAGAUGAAGCUCUCUGUCAACGCCAGGGCCCGCAUCGUGGCAGAGGAGUUCCUCAAGAACGUGAGGCUCUGA
This is a messenger RNA of Aptenodytes forsteri (emperor penguin), 388 nucleotides long. RefSeq names its product actin related protein 2/3 complex subunit 4 (gene ARPC4). NCBI's taxonomy places the organism in Eukaryota, Metazoa, Chordata, Aves, Sphenisciformes, Spheniscidae. Bases 146 to 388 code for a protein of 80 amino acids. The transcript is spliced from 3 exons. Gene Ontology annotation, biological process: Arp2/3 complex-mediated actin nucleation; actin filament polymerization. Gene Ontology annotation, cellular component: actin cytoskeleton; Arp2/3 protein complex. Gene Ontology annotation, molecular function: actin filament binding. The record is from RefSeq and is a predicted model, not a curated record.